UCAGAUCACAUGAUCUGAUGACUUCAGAUGACGUCAGGGGGGACGUCCACUGAAAGGAAGUUCCUGUCACACUGUGGGGAAGCAGGGAACGUGGGUACAGCACUGUGUACAGGUACAGCUUAAUGCACUCCUCUAUAGCAACAGCAAUAUGCGAAACCUGAAGUUACUCAAGUCUUUGCAAUGUGCGUCCGUUCAAGGCAUGGGCUCACCGCAAUGCAGCUCCAUACGUACUGACACUGGAACAGUCCUCAUUGGAUCAAACUAUGGCUUUGUGGAGCUGGAUCCUGAUACAGAGCAGAUCAUUGUUGAUGUCUCAUUAACAUCAGAGAGCUUUCUACCUGAAGACGGAAGUGGUCAGGUUGUUGGGAUACAGGAUGUUCCUGACCAAGAGUCAGUGUGUAUUGCCACUGCCACGGGUGAUGUAAUUUUAUGUGGCCUCAUCACUGGUCAGUUGGAAUGUGUUGGCAGUGUGGAUAGUGGUAUUAUUACUAUGAGUUGGAGCCCAGACCAGGAACUUGUACUUCUUAUGACAGGUCAGCAGACAAUUAUUUUGAUGACAAAAGACUUUCAACCAGUUGCUGAAGUACCCAUCCACCAAGAUGAUUUUGGGGAAGGAAAAUUUAUCACGGUUGGUUGGGGCAAAAAAGAAACCCAGUUCCAUGGAUCUGAAGGAAAACAGGCAGCUCGACAGAAAGUAAAGACUGUUCAGCCAGCUUUGCCCUGGGAUGACCGCAGACCUCGGGUUACCUGGAGAGGGGAUGGACAACUCUUCGCAGUGAGUGCCAUCUGCCCUGUAACAGGCUCCCGCAAGGUCAGAGUGUGGAACAGAGAGCUCUCCCUGCAGUCUACCAGUGAACCGGUGGAAGGCUUAGAACAAGCUCUGUCCUGGAAACCUUCUGGUAGCCUGAUUGCAUCCACACAGAGCAAGCCUAACAAACAUGAUGUUAUUUUCUUCGAAAAGAAUGGGCUUGUACAUGGAGAAUUUACAUUACCUUUCGCAAAAGAUGAAGUUCAGGUGAAAGAACUUCUGUGGAACUCAGAUUCAACAGUUUUAGCUAUCUGGCUUCAAGAUAUUGAAAAGGAUGGCUCAAAAUCAAAUACUUAUGGGUCUGCGCUUGCAGCAGCUGCAGGAGCCAGAGGGGACUUGGCAUUCUUAGCCACGGUUCAACUUUGGGUGGUUGGAAAUUAUCACUGGUACCUCAAACAAAGCUUACAUUUUGGGAGCGAGGAAAACAAGAGAAUUGUGUCUAUUGCAUGGGACCCUGAGAUCUCAUACAGACUGCAUAUUGUAUGUGCUGGAUGGCAGUACUUCCGCUAUGAAUGGUUCUGGAGCACAGAUCGCAGCAUUGGGCAAGGGCCAGGUCAGCAGGCUAAUGUUGCGGUUAUUGAUGGCGAUAAAAUCUUGGUGACCUCUUUCGAUCAGUCCGUUGUUCCGCCUCCAAUGUGCACUUACCACAUUCAGUUCCCACAUGCAGUGAAUGAGGUUACUUACCACUCUGUCCCUGAGAAGAGCAGCAGCCUUGUAGUGCUUGAUGCUUACAAUACAGUUUACAUCUGCAGAUAUGGAAUUAAUGCACCUAAUGACUCAACCAUAAAAAUAGUUGGAGGAAAUGGAUAUAUCUCAUCCACUAUGACCCCAGUGCAAGAAAAGCAAUUCAAAUUUCAAGCCCCGUCAAGCAACAGACAACCACUUUACUUUCGCCAUCUCACAUGUGUGCAGGAUGAUACUUUAUUGGUUGUAAGCCAAGGGGAGUGUUCUUCUCAAUCCACCAUUCACCACAUCACAGUUCCUGUGGGAGAUGAUCAGUUUGUUAAUCUCCAACAUGGUGUGCCAAUUAAUGGGGAGGUGAUCAGUAUCUGCUAUAGCGCAAACUCCAAAACAUGUGCCCUGCAGACAGCAAAUGGACAAAUCUGGAAGUAUCAUUGGGAGACGCCAUCACCUGUCCUAGAGCCCUGGAAGGAUGGUAUGGCUCAAGAUGUUAAGUUUCAGCAGCCUUGUAUUCAGACUGCGAUAACAACAAUAGAUGGAGAGGAAGUUGUGUUGGGUAUCACUGACAGAUCACGUUUGUUUAUUAACAAUUUGGUGGUAGCUACCAAUAUCACAUCAUUUGCCAUAUAUGAUGGUUUCUUACUCCUAACUACCCACUCCCAUACCUGCAGAUGCAUAUUACUGAGAGAGACAUCAUUGAAAGCACUGGAAGCACUCCUUAACAACACAUCCAGCCCAAAUGAUGAGACUGUUCGCAAGGUAGAAAGAGGAUCUCGCAUUGUCACAGUGGUUCCACAGGACACCAAAGUGAUCCUACAGAUGCCACGGGGCAACUUAGAAACUAUUCACCACAGAGCUCUUGUCCUUGCACAAAUACGCAAGUGGCUGGAUAGUCUGCGCUUUAAAGAAGCUUUUGAAUGUAUGCGAAAGCUGCGAAUCAACCUGAAUUUAAUUUAUGACCACAAUCCAAAGUCAUUUCUGGACAACGUGGACUUAUUUAUAACGCAAAUUUGCUCUGUAAAUUAUGUAAACUUGUUUCUGACUGAACUAAAAGAGGAAGAUGUAACAAGUACUAUGUACCCCAUUUAUACGGACUCUGUUACGCAAUCCACACAGAAGGCCACGGCUAAAAAAGUUGAUGUCAUUUGUGAUGUCAUGAGAGCAGCAAUGGAAAAGUUGAAUCCUCAAAAAUAUUGCUUAUCUAUACUUACAUCUUAUGUCCGGAAAACUACUCCAGAGUUGGAAACUGCACUCCAGAAAGUUCAUGAACUGAGAGAGAACCCACCAUCUACCGAGGCUGUCAGCGCAGAGGAAGCACUGAAGUACUUGCUGUUCUUGGUGGAUGUCAAUGAGCUAUAUGAUUAUUCUCUUGGGACAUAUGACUUUGAUUUGGUCAUCAUGGUUGCAGAGAAGUCACAGAAGGACCCAAAAGAAUAUCUUCCUUUUCUCAAUACAUUAAAGAAAAUGGAGACUAAUUAUCAAAGAUUUACCAUUGACAAGCACCUUAAAAGAUAUAAAAAAGCUCUGGGACAUCUCAGCAAAUGUGGCCCAGAACAUUUCAUUGAGUUUUUGAACUUGGUUAAAGAUCAGAAUCUAUACAAGGAAGCCUUAAGACUAUACCCAGUUACGUCUGAUGAAUAUAAGUCAAUUAAUGAUGCUUAUGGAGAUUAUUUACAUUCAAAACAUCAAUAUGAACAGGCUGGUCUAGUCUUUGCUCGCUGCAACAAUUUUGAGAAGGCUCUGGAUGCUUUCAUUGCGUCUAGUAAUUGGCAGCAGAUCCUGUGCAUGGCUUCCCAGCUACAGUACUCAGAGGACAAAAUGGCAGCUCUGGCUAGAAUUGUAGCAGGCAAACUGGUAGAGCAUAGGAAGCAUGAGAAUGCAGCAGUACUUUUAGAACAAUAUGCUGAGGAUUAUGAAGAAGCAAUUAUUUUGUUGCUGGAUGGAGCUCUGUGGGAAGAGGCCUUGCGUCUGAUACACAAAUACAAACGUCUUGAUAUAAUAGAGACAAAUGUGAAACCUGCAGUAAUAGAAGCUCAAAAGAACCACAUGAUAUUCUUGGAUAGCCAUAAAAUAACAUUCACGCGUUACAAACAACGUCUCUCUGUCGUACGUGACCUGAAAGAGAGAGAGCGACAAGGCCUGCUAGAUGACGAGAUCCCUGGAGGUCCAGAAUCUGACCUGUUCUCUGACACCAGCAGCAUCAUGACUGCAAGUGACAUGAGUGGAAAGUAUUCUAAGAGCAAUUCUAGAAUCUCUUCAAGAUCAUCAAAGAACCGUCGAAAAGCAGAACGCAAGAAGCACAGUCUGAAGGAAGGUAGUCCCCUGGAAGACGUGGCUCUUGUGGAAGCACUGGGAGACAGUAUUCGCACAGUGGAUAAAAUGAGAAGUGAGGUGAACAGCCUCUUGAAGGUGCUUGUCCUCUUCCGUUAUGAUCUAGAAGCCUGGGAACUCCAACAAACAUAUGAUGAGUUGCUCCAGUUGAUGGAGAAAUCUGUACCAGACGUCUGGACUCCAUGUACACAGUUAAAUCCUGCAACUCCAGUUUUAGGUCCUCAUUCAACUGUCAAUAGUAUAAUGAGCUCAUAUCAACAACAAAAACCCAUUAAACCUACAGAACAAGAUCCCGAACGCUUUGUUCCAAAAUUUAGCAAAAACAUUCAGUGGAAACUUGAUCUACUUGACUAGGACAGAAGAUGUUCAAUUGUCCCUACUGGAAAACUUUUUUUUUUUGAAGAUCCCAUUUAUUGUGCCUGAAGAUUAUAUGGACAAAACAGCUUUAAAUUACAAUGUGUAAUGCUUUGGUGGAUUGAAUUUUUCUACCUGACUGACAAGGCAAUAAAUAUGUUAACCUUAAUUAUAAGCAUGUUAUUUGUGUAUGACCUGUGUGUACUGUAUUGUACGUUUUGUAGUGCAAAACUUAGAAAUAAAGCUUUCAUUUUUUUUAUAUCACAA
Messenger RNA from Pseudophryne corroboree (corroboree frog), 4441 nucleotides. It is a transcript of the gene ELP1, whose product is annotated as elongator acetyltransferase complex subunit 1. Gene Ontology annotation, biological process: tRNA wobble base 5-methoxycarbonylmethyl-2-thiouridinylation. The record is from RefSeq and is a predicted model, not a curated record. The transcript is spliced from 38 exons. Gene Ontology annotation, cellular component: elongator holoenzyme complex; cytosol. Bases 149 to 4174 code for a protein of 1341 amino acids. Lineage: Eukaryota; Metazoa; Chordata; Amphibia; Anura; Myobatrachidae. Gene Ontology annotation, molecular function: protein binding; tRNA binding.